This is a messenger RNA of Dibothriocephalus latus, 378 nucleotides long. The record is from the annotation of a GenBank genome assembly. Lineage: Eukaryota; Metazoa; Platyhelminthes; Cestoda; Diphyllobothriidea; Diphyllobothriidae.
AUCAAGCCCAGUCGUCACGUGGCCACUCUGCUGCGCAUGCUUGCCGACUCCCGGGUACUCAGUGUUGGCGAACUGGACGAGCUGGUGGCCUUCAUUGCGGAACGUCGAGCUCGGCUCACUAGCCAGUACACCUCCGCCUUACCGGAAGGAAACAGGGUGGCUUUGGCCCUGACAAACAACUCGGGCCGAAUAUUCGCAACCACUUACGCAAUCUACAAUGGCAAGAGGCGGUGGUUGUUCUUCUUCUUGAAAUCUUGUCUCGGCGUUCGACCGAAUAACCAAAACUGGCUUCUUGAAGACCCGGCGAUGUAUCUCAUUAACGUCGGAUUCAAGCAGGAGUUCUGCCUUAAACUCGAGGGAACAGGUGUUGUCGUUUGA